Messenger RNA from Callorhinus ursinus (northern fur seal), 2768 nucleotides. The record is from RefSeq and is a predicted model, not a curated record. NCBI's taxonomy places the organism in Eukaryota, Metazoa, Chordata, Mammalia, Carnivora, Otariidae.
CCCGGUCAGAUUGGGCCCGGAGGUCAGUCGGAAGCCUCCGGCUAGUGGCGACAGAGCACCUAAGUCUGGGUAGUGGGCGCUGCAGGGAGUUGGAGAUGUGCAUCUAGAGAGGGAGGGACAGCGACUCUUGGCACCUUCCUCCACCCACCCACCGGGGUCCUCUCCGCCCACCCGGGCCCCACCCACGCUCCCCUGGGGUUGGAAAAGGAGUCUUCUCAGCCGCAGCUUCUGAGCUCUUGGGGUAUCUCACUCAGAGUCGCUUAAAAGUGGGUCCCCAGGGCUCGGAGCCGCUGGGUAUGGGUACCGAGAAUGAAAGCCCAGAACCAGACUGCCAGAAACAGUUCCAGGCCGCAGUCAGUGUCAUUCAGAACCUGCCUAAGAAUGGCUCUUACCGCCCCUCCUAUGAAGAGAUGCUGAGAUUCUACAGCUACUACAAGCAAGCUACCAUGGGACCCUGCCUCGUCCCCCGGCCUGGGUUCUGGGACCCAAUCGGACGAUACAAGUGGGAUGCCUGGAACAGCCUGGGCAAGAUGAGCAGGGAGGAGGCCAUGUCUGCCUACAUCACUGAGAUGAAGCUUGUGGCACAGAAGGUGAUCGACACAGUGCCCCUGGGCGAGGUGGCAGAGAACAUGUUUGCUUACUUCGAGCCCUUGUACCAGGUGAUCCCCGAUAUGCCGAGGCCCCCGGAAACCUUCCUGAGAAGGGUCACAGGUUGGAGAGAGCAGGUACUGAAUGGAGAUGUUGGGGCUGCCCCAGAGCCUCCCUGCCUCCCCAGGGAACCAGCAUCCCCAAGUCCAGAGUCCCAGCCACCUAGGGACCUGGACUCCGAGGUUUUCUGUGAUUCCCUGGAGCAACUGGAACCUGAGCUGCAGGUUUGGACAGAGCAGAAGGGAGCCCCUGGAGGAGAGCCUGACACCAGAAACAGCUCCAUCCUCCCUGCAGAGAAAGCAGAGGGCAGCGCACUGAGGCCCCAGGAAUUGGACACGUGGCUGGUGGGGACAGUUCGGGCACUGCAAGAGAGCAUGCGGGAUGUCCAGGGGAGACUGCGGAGCCUAGAGAGCAUGCCCGGCCUCCCCAAGCAGGUGAGCUGCCCCCAAGGCCCAGGGCGAGGUUGGGGCAGAACGCCAUGGGUCUCUACUCCAGGCCCCUCACGGAGCCACUUCCGUCUUUUUGUCCUGACUCUCCACCUGCCCACAUCUCUGAUUUCUGCAGAGAAUGGUGUGAUUCGUUUAUGUCCCAGGCACGACAGUCGGGGGGGACUGAAGGGAGAGUGGGAAGGGCCCUCCUUUCCUGCUCUUACCCCCCUCUGCUGGAAGAGAAACUGAGCGUGAAGGGCUAAGUCCAACAGUCUGGAAGGCCAGGAUGUGCCUGCUCUUUGCACUGGGGCUGGGGGUCCCUGUUGCCCCUUCGUCAGGACUUCUCUUCCCAGAUUUAGGGUUUGCUCCCAAACAGUUCAGCCCUUGCACCCCUUACUCUCUCCCCUCUCCUAGAUCUGCUUGUCCCUUACACCUGGGCUCCUGAGCUCCUGCAGCAUGGCUCACAGCCACCCUUCCCGGAGCUCCCGCUGAGUGCCAAACACAGAAUUUACAUGAUCUCAUUUAAUCCACACAACGGAUGAACUAGGUUUGCUUUUCGUUUCCCUUUUACAAAGGGGAAACCAAGGCUCUCUGAGGCUAGGUAAUUCAGCCCAGAGGAACCUCACAGAGCUGCUGUGAGGAUUAGAUAAGAUAAUGCCCCCCCACCCCAGGAAGGCCUUCUCCAAUGGGCUCCAUUGUUACUAUUAUUAUUAUCACCAUCCAGUGAUGGAGCUGGGAGUGGCCCCAGGUCUGUCUCCCUCCGAAGCUGGGACUCACCACUGACUCUGAGUGGGUCUGUUCUUGAGAAGCCUGGGGUGAUGGGGCAGGAGACGGCUGAAUUGCUGGAUAUGGGGGAUCGCUUGGGUGGCCCCUGACCCCCUUGACAAUGUGGGUGGCAGGGAUUUCCUCAGAUUCACCUUUCAACGCCCACCCCUUCGAGGCUUUAUUUACUUAUUUAUUUGACCUUUAGCUAAUUUUACAUGCUGAAGAUUUUAAAGACUCCUCCCCGAAAUAGCUGGUUUUCCAUCUCUAAAAAUAAGAACAUUCUACUACCUAGCCCAAAUGACAACAUUUUAGCACCCACAAGUCCUUCAUAUUAUCAAACACCCAAUCCAAACUGAAAUCUCCCCAGUUGUCCUGAAAUCGCCUUUGCCAGCUUCUUUGUCCAGUCAAACCGUGCUGCGUUUGGGUCCUCUGUCCUUUAAGACUCCUUUCAUCCAGACCAGCUCUUCUUCCUUGCUACUUACUUACUGGGACUGAGCCAGUGCAGUGGUCCUGUAGAAUGUUCCUUUUUGGGUCUUUCUGAUUACAUCCUCGUGGCUAGUUUACAUGACCAGAUUAUGUCAGAUGUGAUGUUCUUCACAUCAGGGGACACAUCUGGCUGUCCCACCAUAAAUGAUUCUUACGUGGACCACCAGCAUAGAUGAAGGGGUGACAGUCGGAUCCCAUCACUGUUGGAGUCAGGGAGUGUCCAGCUCCCCCAUUAACCCCACUGGCCACCUGAUUUUUGACAGUUGAUGGAUAAUCCUUGCCUGGAUCAAUAAUUUAUUUGGAAAAAAUGUUGAUUUUUAAUUUCUAUUAUUCCUUUACCAUAUAUUAGGUGUCACUUUUCUGUAGCGUGUCAUCUAGGAGUUCCCUGAAGUACAGUGCCUUAUGGAAAGGCAGAAUAAAGGCUUAAUUCUUUCUCUUUAA